Molecule: messenger RNA, 5196 nt
Organism: Rhea pennata
Lineage: Eukaryota; Metazoa; Chordata; Aves; Rheiformes; Rheidae
Gene: CLSTN2
Product: calsyntenin 2
Exons: 18
Coding region: 1-2991 (996 amino acids)
Biological process (GO): homophilic cell-cell adhesion; positive regulation of synaptic transmission; positive regulation of synapse assembly
Cellular component (GO): cell surface; postsynaptic membrane
Molecular function (GO): amyloid-beta binding; calcium ion binding; kinesin binding
Source: RefSeq, a predicted model, not a curated record
AUGAGCGUGUGUUCGCUGUAUGAAAGAAGAGCAGCCAGCGAACGAGCAGGUGCGUUAACGGUGCGGCGGCUCUGCCGCGGCCGGAGCGCUGUCCGCGGGCGAGGUGCCGGGGGCGCGAAACGCCGGCAGAGCCCGGGCUCCUGCGAGCGCGGGAGGGAUGUGGUCCGCGUCACCGCCCUCGCCCCGCGAGGACAGCUUCCUCGGGAAAACUCCGCAGUCUUGAACAAACACAAGCCGUGGAUUGAGACAUCCUACCAUGGGAUCAUAACGGAAAACAACGACACUGUGAUCCUGGAUCCUCCCCUCGUUGCUUUAGAUAAAGAUGCACCCGUUCCCUUUGCAGGUGAAAUCUGUGCUUUUAAAAUCCAUGGGCAAGAAAUGCCCUUUGAAGCUGUUGUGCUAAACAAGACAUCUGGAGAAGGUCGUCUUCAAGCAAAAAGUCCAAUUGACUGUGAACUGCAGAAGGAGUACACAUUCAUCAUCCAGGCCUAUGACUGUGGAUCAGGACCAAGUGGAACAAACUGGAAGAAAUCUCACAAGGCAGUGGUCCAUAUCCAGGUAAAGGAUGUCAAUGAAUUUUCGCCAGCUUUCAAAGAGAGAGCAUAUAAGGCCACAGUGACGGAGGGAAAGAUCUAUGAAAGUAUCCUACAAGUAGAAGCCCUGGAUGAGGACUGUUCUCCACAGUACAGCCAGAUUUGCAAUUAUGAAAUUGUCACAACAGAUGUUCCUUUUGCCAUUGACAGAAACGGUAACAUCAGAAACACUGAGAAGCUGAGCUACGAUAAGCAGCACCAGUAUGAGAUAAUGGUAACAGCUUCUGACUGUGGGCAAAAACAUGCAACCGAAAAUGUCUUAGUCCGAGUUAAUGUCAAACCAGUGUGCAAACCAGGCUGGCAAGACUGGAGCAAACGUAUCGAAUACAAACCUGGCUCUGGCAGCAUACCUUUGUUUCCCAGCAUUCAUCUAGAAACAUGUGAUGGACCAGUUUCUUCAAUACGUAGCACCAUUGAAUUGCAGACCAAUUACAUUGGAAAGGGCUGUGAUCGUGAGACAUACUCAGAAAAAUCUCUGCAGAAGCUAUGUGGAGCAUCUUCAGGUGCCAUUGACCUGUUACCGUCUCCUAGUGCAACAGCUAACUGGACAGCUGGGCUUCUCAUGGACAACAAUGACAUGAUUUUUAAAUUUGAUGGAAAGCAAGGAGCCAAAAUUCCGGAUGGAAUAGUUCCAAAGAAUUUAACUGAUCAAUUUACCAUCACUAUGUGGAUGAAACAUGGACCUAGCCCAGGAUUAAGAGCUGAGAAGGAGACUAUCCUCUGCAACUCUGAUAAAACAGAGAUGAACCGACAUCACUAUGCCCUGUAUGUGCACAACUGCCGGUUGGUGUUUCUACUGCGGAAGGAUUUUGACCAAGCUGACACUUUCCGCCCUGCAGAGUUUCACUGGAAACUGGAUCAGAUUUGUGAUAAAGAGUGGCAUUACUAUGUUGUCAAUGUUGAGUUUCCCGUUGUUACCUUAUACAUGGAUGGAACAACGUAUGAACCUUACCUUGUGACCAAUGAUUGGCCUAUUCACCCUUCACACAUAGCCAUGCAGCUAACAGUCGGUGCUUGUUGGCAAGGAGGUGAAGUCACCAAGCCGAGGUUUGCUCAAUAUUUCCAUGGCAGUCUGGCCAGUCUUACUAUCCGGCCUGGCAAAAUUGAGAGUCAGAAAGUGAUUUCCUGUUUGCAGGCCUGCAAGGAAGGUCUGGACAUUAAUUCUCUUGAGAGUCUUGGACAAGGAAUAAAGUAUCACUUCAACCCUUCCCAGUCAGUCCUUGUCAUGGAAGGAGAUGACAUUGAGAAUAUAAAUCAAGCUCUCCGAAAGGUCUCAUACAUCAAUUCUAGACAAUUUCCUACUGCAGGCAUACGGCGUCUCAAAGUCUCAUCUAAAGUGCAAUGUUUUGGUGAAGAUGUCUGCAUUAGUAUCCCAGAUAUAGAUGCGUAUGUAAUGGUGUUUCAGGCCAAUGAGCCCAAGAUUACAAUAAGUGGGAUGGACCACUUUGCUAGACCAGCUGCACAGUUUGAAACUGAAAGAGGUGUUACUUUGUUACCUGACAUCAAGAUUGUCAGCACAAUCACUAAAAUGGACUAUCCAGUGGACUUAAAAGAAAAUGAUAGAGCUAAUAAGCCAGUUGUAUUAGAGGAAAUGCUUCACAACUUGGAUUUCUGUGAUAUUUUGGUCAUCGGAAUGGAACUAGAUCCUGAGAAAGAGUGUUUAGAACUAGAUCAUGAGGAGCUUAAAGGAAAACAUCUAGAUGCCACAAAUUCCACAGUUGGCUAUUCAGUCUAUGGCGUGGACACCAUGUACAACUAUGAACAGGUUCUUCGGCAGAUUCGGUAUCGUAAUUGGUACACUUCUGCCACCUUUGACAGAAAAUUCAGAGUAAAGUGCUCAGAGCUAAAUGGACGUUACACCAGUAAUGAAUUUAACUUGGAGAUUAAUAUUCUACACAGCUCCAACUCCAACUUUAUGGACCAGGUAAAUCAUAUGAUGGUACAGCCGCAAUUUUUCCAGCCUGUCCGCCACCCAGAGGGAAGCAUAAGUGCUUCUCCCAACUCAGUUGUUCCAAGUGUGGCUACUGUCGUUAUCAUAAUCUGUGUGAGUAUACUCAUUUUCAUCGUAGCCUUGGGAGUCUACAGAAUUCGGAUGGCUCAUCAGCAGAGCUCCACAGACAAUGAAGGAGGUAAAGAAAAUGAAAUGGACUGGGAUGAUUCUGCUUUGACAAUUACCAUCAACCCCAUGGAGAAAUACGAAAAGCCUCAUCAGGCAGAAGAGGAGAGUGAGGAGGAAGAAGAGAUAGAAGAUGAAGAGGAAGACACAACAAGUGCUGAAUCAGAGGAGAGUGAGGAGGAGGAGGAGGAGGAGGAGGAAGUGGUUGUCCGAAAGGGAGACAAACAGAAUGCCACCAGGCAAGAGCAGUUGGAGUGGGAUGAUUCAACACUUCCCUACUAAGAGCCCUUCUGCCACACUGAUCCUUUUGUAAACACCAAUACAAUGUUUUUUCAGAGUCUAUGAAUUCAUUGACAGGAUUUGAACUUCUGCUUGCCUAUAACUGUUUUUGCCUAAAAUGAUUUUGUUGUAGUAAUUGAUAAUGAUAGAAUUGACCCUCUUCCUAGGUGUGAGUUGCAAAGCCUGGAGAAAACCAAGUAUAAAUGUACUGGUGUCACCGAUAAUAGAGGCAUCUGGAACUUGAUCUGUUAGCUUAGUCCUCAAUUUCCUGUUUCUGUACCACAGAUAUGUGACAGAAGUCCUGUCACUCAAUCCAUAGAGGUUUUUGCCUUUGCUAUUUUUUCAUAAAGAAAAGAUUUCAGCUUGUUAUGAAGAAUUACUUGUGUGGGUCCAAAAACACAUUUGCCAUUUGGCUUCAUAAUCUUACAUGUAAAAUAAAAUCCACCUUCAAAUUAGGGCAGAGUUCUAGUGCCACUUGUGACAGAGAUGGAAUUCCAUAUGUCUUCUCUUCUUGGAUGUUAACUGUCUUCUACAAGGUAUUAUUUAGGACUUACUUACCAUGGGAUGCUUGUGUGCCUGUGUAGAAUGGACAGUGUAUUUUUCAGAAAUGCUGUCAGAACCCUGAAGACAGGUUUUAUCCAGCCCACCCAGGAAAACGUACUUACCAGAGUUUAAAAAAAACCUUCAGCAUCCCCUGUUGGUGUUACCAAAAAAAUACGAAUUAUUCUGUGUGCACAGAUUGAGUAAUACUGUCCUAGGCAAAAUGUAAAUUGCAAUGAGAAUGAUUUACUGAAAAACCUGUAGAGCUGCUCAUUAGUUAUGGAUUCAGCAAUUUGCAGCAAAUCAAUGCUUUACAGUCUGUCUUGCAAAAUCAUUAGCUUGCUACAGUAUCUUACUGAAGAAGCGGAAAAUAAGUGAUGCCCAUUAUUCAAUAGCUAUGUGUGGUGGGGAUUUAACCAGUGAUUUUAUGUGAGGAAAAUGUUCCCGUUUGCUUUACUGAAUAAAGCCAGUGUGAAUUCCUGUCUGGCUUUGUUCUAUAAACAUUAUGCCCUAUUUCUUCUGUACCCUUACUCACCAAAUAACAGUGGCACAAGAGAAAGUAAGUGACAGACGUCAUAGACAACUGUCAGCUGUCUUUCAUGUUCAUAACAACUCUUUUUUCAUCUUCAUGAAGCUGUUACCAUUAACAAAAGGUUUUAUAAAGUAGAACAAAUAAAACCUACUUGGAGCCAAAAGUAGUUAAAAAAAAAAAACUCUUUAAAAGCUUGUGAGAGUAUUUUAGUUUGUUAUGGUAACACAGCAUAUUUUUCUUAAGCACUGUUCAAAGAAAAAAAAAGAGAAAAAGAAAACAGGCUAUGUGUAAUGUGUUGGUACGUCUGUGUGGUGUGUUUCCUGUCCCCGUUCCUUAAUAAUUUUGUAUCUUCAAAUGAUAUGCAUACCCAAUGAUACCGCACUUUCUAGGGUAACUAUUCUGAUGCAUAAAAACAAAACGGCAUGGAAGUGAAUGCUGCCUUGUGGCUUUUCUGCUUUUUUUCUAAAUAUUUCCUUUUCUUCACAGUUUCAUAAUUGACUUUUGCUUUUGUUUUUGUAAUUUGCUGUAAAAUGAGCCACUUCUCUUCCCCUGCCUCCCAAAGAAACAAGUAGUCAGUCUCACCACAACAGGACUUUACUGGCCGCCUGUGACUGGCAGUUGAUCCUGCAAAGAGUAACACUUUCUCCUAGAGUUUAAGAAAUCUGGAGGGCGGCCAUCUCUCAAUACUUUAUCUGUUUAUUAGCACCUGAGCUCGUGCAGGCCUUGCAAUGUAAAGACUGUACUACGGCAAGAGGGAGUUGGUCUUGUCUUUUAAUUCCAGUUUCUGGAUCUGAUGAUAGCUGUCAGGAUAGGCUGACAGCAACUGGACCUUAACAACAAGAAAGUUAUGAAAAGACUCACCUGAAUUUAUUUGAAAGUUAGAGAUCUUUCUUCAUGCUAUUUAUUUUAAGCUGAGGGAUCUGACACAUGACUGUUAAGACUUGGAACUGGCCACUUAGAAGUUUUCUUAUGUAUGUGUGCAGUCCCAUUUUAUGGUUACUGCAGUCUCUCACAUGAAUUAAAUACACAUGAAUAUUUGCAGAACCAAGCCCAGAUAAAUAAACCAUAUCUGCAGGAAUAAGGAUUGUAGAAUCGGCUAAAUUUUCUAUUUAUAGACGUGGUAUCUUAGAAAAGAC